UUGCUCGAGCUCGUCCUCAUAAAAACACACGCAGAGGAAGGAAGCGACGACAUCAAACCAUCUCUGAACUUGUGCUUUUUAGUUAAUAUUUUACCAGUUAGCUACCAGCACCGUAACCGUGGAUAGUUUUAUAAAACGUUUAGCUUUUCUGUCUUUGUGUUGCUAACAACUGCUACCUCCGUUUUUAUCUGCUGCCAACUGGUUGACUUUGACGCAAUAUGCCUUCAGAAAAAACCUUCAAACAAAGAAGGACAUACGAACAGAGAGUAGAAGAUGUCAGACUGAUCCGGGAGCAGCACCCUAACAAGAUACCGGUGAUCAUUGAGAGGUAUAAAGGAGAAAAACAACUUCCCAUCCUGGACAAGACCAAGUUCCUGGUGCCCGACCACGUCAACAUGAGUGAGCUCAUUAAGAUUAUCAGGAGGCGCCUCCAGCUAAACUCAAACCAGGCUUUCUUCUUGCUGGUCAACGGCCACAGCAUGGUGUCUGUGUCGGCUGCCAUCUCUGAGGUGUACGAGCGGGAGCGGGACCAAGAUGGCUUCCUCUACAUGGUGUAUGCCUCCCAGGAGACGUUCGGCUCUGCCACAACCGCCCAGUGAACCGUCUUCCUUCUGCUUCCAUCUGGCCGGCGAUUGGACAAUUGUAGUUUUUAACCCCAGCCCCCUUCCGCAUUUCUUGUCACGCACCUUUAGUCUUGACUGUAAGAGCAAAAACACAAAUAACAAAAUCUAAACACAGUGUGCGAUCAUUUCUCAGCUCAAAUGGGUUCAGGUUAUGCUCUCUAUAUUCUGACUGCAAAGAGCAGAUAAACUGUUUAACCACACUUACCCAGUGAAUAGUAUAAAGCCACAGGGGUUGACCAGAACAGCAGAGUUUAAGUAGAGAAAUCCCCAAAUCUGACAAUGACUCAGGCCAAUAGAGCCUUUAACUGUGUGUCUCUGCUUUUGUAUUGUCCUCUCUGGUGAAUCAUGUUCGCUGUUACGGCAACGUACCGCCUGUUGACGGCAGUUACUUUCAGUGUUGUGGUUUUGUGUCUCCUAGGCUGUAUUUAUGUUAAUGUAUAUAUACAUUUCAGGUAGUGGUAUUAGAAAAAGUGGUGAGUCUCCACCACUUCUCUAUAUAUACAUUAGCCAAUGAACAAAGCCAACCUUAAUUUUAAGGUUUUUGGAGACAGGCAGUUUCUGGAUUCAGAUGUUUUUAAUGAAGCUUUUUAUCGCAGUCUGAGGUCAGAGUUAGGGAUUUGUAGUCACAGCCUGAGUUGAAUUUUGCCAGAGAAAAUGCUAAAUUAAGUAGAAAGGACCCUCGUUAAUCAAUGCAUCUCUGCUGUGUGUCUCGUCACAUUCCCUUCAUGGUCCUUCCUUGGUGUUUUUUUAUCCCUCCCUGCCUUGUCGCCUAAAGCAUCUUCUUCACUGUAACAAAAAGAUGUUAAGAAACUGCUUUGCUCUUGAAACAGAUGAUUGUAGUUUGCAAAAAAAAUGCCUUGGUGUACAGAUAAUGUUGACUUUGUGGCUUUGAAUAUAAAAGGGGUUCCGUUGAGAGUGUAACCAAGUUGACUUUGGACACACUACAAGGAGCAUGGUCUAAUUGCAUGUGUGAAUGGAGGAUGAAGGAGUUUCUGUAAAUGCUGAUGAGGGGAGGGGGUUGCCAUUUCUUUUUCCUUCUUGUCUCUGGAAGGUGUCAAAAGGGUGAUAUGGGAACGGAGGAAGGACCUGAGACCUGGGCAGGUUGAUGAGUAUCACUUUUGACUGUCCAUUUGUUUUGUUUUUUGUUUUCCCUUUGACCUACAGGGUUGAUUUCCCAGAGCUGUUGUUGUUCUGUUUCACUUCACUGAAAUACAACAAGCACUGUCACAGUGGGAGCUUCCACCUGCCCAGUGGGUUUUUAAGGGCUGCACAGAAACAUCUUGUUUGUCUAUAGAUGGUCCUUCACACACUUUCUGUGCCGUUGUCCUCCUCCACCUCCUCCACCUCCUCCUCCCCUUCACCAUCUUUUUAACAGAUCUGAGGUUUAGCUGCUUUUAUAUCGCAGUAUUUUAUCUUUUUGGUUCUUUUUAUUUAAUGUGAUGUUUAUUUCACUGUCCCACACGUCUCAACUCUUUGCUGUCUACAGUAUGUGAAGGUGACUUUUUCUUUCUGACUAGUGAAAGCCACUGUGUGUUUGCAACAGAGGGGUGGAACAUUUACUUCAGCGCUGUCUCCUCUGCCUGCUCCUCCGUUUCACACACACAUGCACACACAGCAAUAUCAUACAGCCUCCUCUUAUGUAUUUAUGUUGGUAUUUUGUAAAGCAAUAAAAAACAGGGAAAAAAUUAA
Lates calcarifer (barramundi perch) is the source of this 2312-nucleotide messenger RNA. RefSeq names its product microtubule-associated protein 1 light chain 3 beta (gene map1lc3b). Gene Ontology annotation, molecular function: ubiquitin protein ligase binding. NCBI's taxonomy places the organism in Eukaryota, Metazoa, Chordata, Actinopteri, Centropomidae. Gene Ontology annotation, cellular component: autophagosome; autophagosome membrane; cytosol. The transcript is spliced from 4 exons. The record is from RefSeq and is a predicted model, not a curated record. Bases 219 to 599 code for a protein of 126 amino acids. Gene Ontology annotation, biological process: autophagosome assembly; autophagy of mitochondrion; macroautophagy.